GCAGUCGGUGAGCAUUGUCCAAAUAAAAAUGGAGUCAGUGGACCAAAAGCUAGAUUUCGACAGUUAGGAGAAAUUAAAUCCCCGAUUUCACGCAUUCUUUUUCACUGUUUGUUGUUGGAUUCCAUAACUGAUAACACUAUUUCAUCAUUGUAUCGCAAAAUCUCAAAUCUAGUUCUACCCACUAUGCAUUCAUCUUUCAAUACUACCAAUUUCCUGCUCUUACUCUUCGUCACCAUUGUCUUAUCAAAUCUCCAAGUUAGAUCUGAUGAUGAAGACGAUCUUCUUCAAGGCAUCAACAAGUACAGGGCAUCUCAGAACUUGACAACCCUCACCAAGAACGAAAACGCAGCAUGUCUUGCAGAAGAAAUGGCUGAGCAAUACAAGAACCAACCCUGUACAAACAGCACAGGGGCCAACACUGUACCAGGCACCGAGAAUCAAUUUCCUAACUACCCGGAACUUCUAGCUCAUUGCAACUUAAACAUCAGCAACACUAGAGAUGGCAUGAUAAUGCCUACUUGCGUCCCAAACUUGGAGCCAGACCUUGUGCUUACCAAUUUUACAAAAUCCCAGUAUUCGGGUAGUCUAAACGAGUCCACUUAUACAGGAGCUGGUAUUGGCUCUGACGGGAACUGGAUUGUCGUAGUUCUUACCACUAAUUCUUCAACCGGCAGCUACGAAACAUACAAGGGUUCCGGUUUCGUUUCUAGACCUAGUCAUCUGUACUAUUUGAUUGCAUUCUUGAUGGGAUGUCUAUUUUUGUUAUAAAAGCUCAAUUGGGUGGUCACGUAUUUCAAUUGUAUCAUUCAUUUUGUAUGUCCUUGCUUGAAGGCAACCUUAUGAGAGUUUUAAUUGUCAAAUUAAAUAUGUGCAUGGAGAAAAUUGAUUUCUUUUACCGAA
Molecule: messenger RNA, 900 nt
Organism: Amaranthus tricolor (Joseph's coat)
Lineage: Eukaryota; Viridiplantae; Streptophyta; Magnoliopsida; Caryophyllales; Amaranthaceae
Exons: 2
Coding region: 184-768 (194 amino acids)
Source: RefSeq, a predicted model, not a curated record